Sordaria macrospora k-hell is the source of this 1518-nucleotide messenger RNA. RefSeq lists its product as uncharacterized. The record is from RefSeq and is a predicted model, not a curated record. Gene Ontology annotation, molecular function: pyridoxal phosphate binding; cysteine desulfurase activity. Gene Ontology annotation, cellular component: cytosol; nucleus; mitochondrion. Gene Ontology annotation, biological process: [2Fe-2S] cluster assembly. NCBI's taxonomy places the organism in Eukaryota, Fungi, Ascomycota, Sordariomycetes, Sordariales, Sordariaceae.
AUGUCCAACAUUGCGCCGUCCGUCUUGCGACAGGCAUCGCGCUUGGCCACGGCCGCCCCUCUUCGCAGCGCGCGUGUGCUGUCGCGGGCGACCACUGCGGCUGCUGUCAAGACUGCUUCUGCCUCCAGGAGCUAUGUGACCGAGACCAAGAGGAACAACGCCGACGUGCAGGCCGAGCAUGCUAUCAAGCUGGAUCACAGGGAGAUGGAGAAGCAGGGCCUCGCCAUCAGCGCGCAGGAUGGCUCGAGCCAACACGUCAGCCCCAUGGCUGAUGUCCUCAGCAAUGCUACCGUGAUGGACGAGGGACAGCGCCCCAUCUACCUGGACAUGCAGGCCACAACCCCCGUCGACCCCAGAGUGCUCGAUGCCAUGAUGCCCUUCUUCACCAACGUCUAUGGCAACCCCCACUCGAGGACACAUGCCUACGGCUGGGAGACAGACAAGGCCGUUGAGGAGGCCAGGAAACAUAUUGCUGAUCUGAUUGGCGCUGACCCCAAGGAAAUCAUCUUCACCAGCGGUGCCACCGAAUCCAACAAUAUGAGCAUCAAGGGUGUGGCCCGGUUCUUUGGCCGGUCCGGCAAGAAGAAGCACAUAAUCACCAGCCAGACAGAGCACAAGUGUGUCCUCGACAGCUGCAGGCAUCUUCAGGACGAGGGUUUCGAAGUGACCUAUCUCCCAGUGAAGAGCACCGGCCUGAUCGACAUGGCGGAGCUGGAGGCUGCCAUCCGCCCCGACACCGCCAUCGUCAGUAUCAUGGCUGUGAACAACGAGAUUGGUGUCAUCCAACCCCUCGAGGAAAUCGGCAAGCUCUGCCGGUCCAAGAAGAUCUUCUUCCACACCGACGCCGCCCAGGCUGUUGGCAAGAUCCCCCUUGACGUUAACGCCAUGAACAUUGACUUGAUGUCCAUCUCCUCUCACAAGAUCUAUGGCCCCAAGGGCAUCGGUGCAUGCUACGUCCGUCGUCGGCCAAGAGUCAGACUCGACCCCAUCAUCAGCGGUGGUGGUCAGGAGAGAGGUCUUCGCAGCGGCACGCUGGCUCCUCCGCUCGUUGUCGGCUUCGGAGAGGCGUGCCGCAUCGCCAAGGAAGAGAUGCCGUACGACUCCAAGCGUAUCAAGUACCUCUCCGACCGUCUUCUCCACGGUCUGCUCUCCAUGGAGCACACCAGCCAGAACGGUGACCCCAACCACUUCUACCCCGGCUGCGUGAACGUUUCUUUCGCCUACGUCGAGGGUGAGUCCCUCCUAAUGGCCCUGAAGGAUAUUGCUCUUUCUUCCGGCAGUGCUUGCACUUCGGCUUCUCUAGAGCCCAGUUACGUUCUCCGUGCUUUGGGCAACAGUGAUGAGAGCGCCCACUCCAGUAUCCGUUUCGGUAUCGGCCGGUUCACUACCGAGCAGGAGAUCGACUACGUGCUCAAGGCCGUGACGGAGCGUGUGGGCUUCCUCCGUGAGCUUUCCCCUCUGUGGGAGCUCGUCCAGGAGGGUAUCGACCUGAACACGAUUCAGUGGAGCCAGCACUAA